CGAUAAGGAGCCUACUACAUCUUCGACAUAUUGUUCGACAUCAAGAAUAGACACGACUACAACGACUACGACCCUUUCUAACCCAAACCCAGCAGGACCAGCAGAAUCAUUAGAUGAGGCAGCUACAACCGGGACUAGGCCUCCAUCGCGUACGCGAAGUCAAGAUUCUUCCGAAUCCUCCGUUGAUGUAAUAUCUUCAUCUCUUACUAAAACUAAGAGCACAAGUACAGGAAAUAAUAGAACAAGUAGUACAGGCCCUAGCAAUAGGAAGAAGUUCUCGACUGCAGCAGACAGAUUAGACGAUGUCGAGGACCUUGUAGAUGGAGCAAAGAAACUAGAGUACGACAUAAUAAGGCAAUUCGCAGAUCCUGACGAGGAAGAUUUUAUCGAGGCCACGAAGGAGGAUGUUGAUUUCGAACGUGAAGGAGAUGAUCAACAUGAUCAAAAUUAUAAAGGUAAUGGUGGAAGAACAGAUGAAAGUGAGUUAGCUCCAGUAGACGCUUAUAAAACGAAGUUGAGCCCUGCGGACUUGCUAAGGGACAUGAAUACGAGUCCGGAGACUCUAGAUGAAGAUUAUGGGGAGAACCCCGAGUCUGCAGCCGCGGGUGGCGCUGUUACAACAGGACUACAUAAAACGGGACAGCUCGUCGGCAACACGAUCAGCCCUUCCUCUUCUUCCUCCUCUUCCUCUUCCUCCACUAGUAGAGCAAUGACAAUGACAACUUCUAAACAAGAAGGAACUGCAAGAGGACCUGUAGCACCACACGGUGACGAAGGCUUCCUGCAGCCAGGUAGGGGUCAAGCCGUGUGGAUGAAGACCUUCGGUUGCAGUCAUAACGCCAGCGACAGCGAAAUUAUGCUUGGACUACUCCAAGAAGCUGGCUACACGAUCGCGGAUGCGCCAACUAACGCGGACGUGGCAAUUGUGAACAGUUGCACAGUCAAGAACCCGUCUCAAGACGCGGCAGUCAACCUGCUGAAGCAACAGGGACACAACAAACCAGUGAUAUUGACUGGAUGUGUUAGUCAGGCGGACCCGAAAUUAGUGGCCAAUUUGGAGAAGGGCAAAGCCAAUAUCUCAAUCGUUGGGUUGAGUUACACAGCCAAAAUCGUUGACGCGGUGGAACAGGUACUAUGAAGAUGACUCUGGUGCCUAUACUGUUUCUGGCGUUCUUGAGGGGGAUCUGUUGUGCGCUUGGCUACCUCUUGUUCCAAAUCUGGGCUACCUCUUGUUCCAAAUCUGAGGAAGAGCAUGUCGUCCAACUCCAACAUCAAAUCUUCGACUUCAAUUCCAACUUCAAUUCCAACUUCAAUUCCAACUUCAAUUCCAACUUCAAUUCCAACUUCAAUUCCAACUUCAAUUCCAACUUCAAUUCCAACUUCAAUUCCAACUUCAAUUCCAACUUCAAUUCCAACUUCAAUUCCAACUUCAAUUCCAACUUCAUCGUCACCUCCUCUUACAACUUUGUUUUCCCUUUCAGGUCCUUCUCGGCAACCGUGUGUACAUGAUGGAUUUUUUGCAAAAUCCCAAAAAAGACGCUCCCGCUCUGCCCAAAUUGAUGCUGCCCAAAGUGAGGAAGAACCCUUUGGUCGAAAUCAUCGCGAUCAAUACUGGCUGUCUAGGCGAUUGUACCUACUGCAAGACGAAGCAAGCAAGAGGCGACUUGCGUAGUUAUCCGGUAGAGCAGAUCGUGGAAAGAGCCAAAUUCGCAUGGGAAGUAGACAACGUACAACAAGUGUGGCUCACUAGUGAGGACACAGGAGCUUAUGGGAUUGAUAUUGGUACUUUCAGAUCAUGAGUAAACGCCCCUUAUUCUUGUUGAGUUGUAAUAGACAUUUUUCCUACACUCCUAUUUCGGUUACGAUUUCUUCCACUCCUAGUUGAUCUUGGAUGCCUUGUCAAAUCCUGAACUUGAAAUACCAAAUCAUCAAGCCUUAUGCUUAUGAAUUGUUACUCAAAACACAAAGCCUACAACUACAGGUACUUCCAUCGUCGUUUUGAUCGAAGCCUUGCUUGACGUUGCUCCCAAGGGUAAGAUGUUACGACUUGGGAUGACCAACCCUCCUUACAUGGCCAGACACGCCAAGCGCAUCGGCGAAUUGCUGCAGCACGAAAAUAUGUUCGAGUUUCUCCACGUUCCGGUCCAGUCCGGUGCCGAUUUCGUCCUCCAACGCAUGAAUCGCGAGUACACGCGGUCAGUCUUCAUGCGCAUGUGCGACAACCUGCUAAAAAUUUGUCCCGAUAUGACGCUGGCGACGGACAUCAUCUGCGGUUUUCCUGGAGAACGCGACAUGGACCACGUGGACACAUUAGAGUUGAUCAAGAAGUAUAAGUUCGCGGUGGUGAACAUCUCGCAAUUUUACCCGAGACCGGGAACCAAAGCAGCGGAGAUGCAACGAGUGGACACAGCUGUGGUGAAACAGCGGUCUACGGAAGUCACAGACCUGUUUUUGAGCUACACAAGGAACGAAAAAUGGCUACGACGGGGAGCAGGACCUAAUCAUGCUGUAGGAAAGGGAUCUAAUGCUGGUGGAGAGGGCUCGUCUUUAGAAGCUCCCACAGACGCUCCAGUAGUCGCGUCAACCAAGGACACAGACCCAACGAUGAAGCCCACCACGACAGCCUCAGCCUCAGAAAAUAGUUCCUCCACUUCUCCGUCUACUUCCUCCUCUUCCUGCGCUUCUAGUACCACCUCUCCUGGCCUCCUACACCGUGUCUGGUGGUCGGACACGGACUUGAGAAGAGGACAAACCAUCGGCCAUACCAAGCAGCAUGUCAAAGUAGUUUUGUCCCCUCGACAAGACGACCUUCUAGGGACAAAUACACUCGUCAACCUAAAAGCUUGCUCUAAGUGGCAUUUGGAGGCUGACUGUGUUGUUCCUGAAAACGAACAAGUAAAAAAAGUAGUAGCUGCUGAGGAUGCAAGUAGUGUAGCAGAUGAACAAGGGACAGGUAAAAAUACAGGUAAAAAUACAGCUGUCGAGGAGACUACAAAAUCAGAGCCUGAAAACACCAAAGACGAGGUAACAACUCUAGCAUCAUCGGAGGAGCCAGACGUGGAGGUUGUUCCGCCAGCACUAGAGGAACAAGUAGAAGUUGUGUCAGCAAUAGAGCUAGAAACUGCACAAAACGCCGACGCAAGCAGCGAAGAGGACGGACCCCUUGCGGGUACCGUUUUCGCUGCUGAGAUAGCGAAGGACGACGUUUUUUUGUCUCCUGGGUCUGAACUCGAAGAGAUCAUGGAUGAAGAGUCGCCUGCUGAAGUACCAGAAGUAGAAAACCAAGUAGAAGUUUCCUGUCCUAGUAGCUCAAAUACAGUGGACGAGGCGGGGGGAGAUUUUCAGGAGGCUGAGCCUAAGGCGGUGGCUGGCGCUGAGGAGACUGAGGUGGUGGCACUUGUUGAGACCGAAGCGGUGGCUGGCGCUGAGGAGAGUGAGGUGGUGGCACUUGUUGAGACUGAGCCUGAGGUGGAACUUCUCGAGACUCAGCAUCCUGUCGAGCUUCCUGAGCCUGAACUGCAGCCGGCUGAGCCUGAGCUGGAGCAAGUAGAGGAAGCAAGAAUACCAUCGUCUGAUGAAAUCGAGGAAGUCGAACUAGAAAAAGUUGCUGAUGCAACUGCGGCAGAAGCAGAGAAAAUCGAAGAAAUCGAAGUAGAACAAGUUCUUGAUGUCUCUCCCGCAGAUGAGGAAGAAGAUGCCGUCAACGACAAGGAGCACGACAUUAUCGAAGUCGAAGAAAGCGACAUCUUCAUCGAGAAGGAGAACAACGAGAAGGAUUCUCCUGCUACUGCAUUUGAGCUGCUCUAUGGAGGCACUCCUUUAUCCUCUGGGUCUUCUACCUCAAUUACGCCUAGUCGUGUUUUUGAAGCAAGCGCUGUGAAGGAUAACACAUCUUCAUGUUACAACUACGAAGAAGACCCAUCAUCUUUGUCCUCAUCUUGUGCAGUAGCCGCAACUCCUUCUUCUAGCCAAGUAGAGACGGACGUGGUCUCCAUUACAACCACAACAAGUCCUCGAAGAACAAAGGCUCCUCGCACAACAGCCGAGAAGCUAUUUAACAGAAAGAAGGCAUCAGCUUCUGAAAAAAUCGGAGGAACAAGACGGAAGAAGCGAGUAGUUGGAGGUGGGAAAAAGCCUGUAACGUCCUCUACAGGAACAAGCACUGCAGGAGGUGCUUAGCGUGAUAGAUUGAAUGCAACACCAGGAUCGGAACAAGCACUGCAGGAGGUGCUUAGCAUGAGACAAAGUAAGGAUGUCCAGUUUGUCAUGUUAACUACUCUGAAUGAUGUCUUUCUCUUUUCUUCAUCCGAUUGCAAUCCAACUCUCAGAUCUUCAAUAUUAUUUUUGGCAUGAUAGAGAUAGACCACUUAGUAUAAUAGACUUAAACAGAUCCUCACCCACAGCUUCCUCCCUUCCGGUCCCUUGCGCAGCGAACAUUUGACGCAAUAACACUGCUGCAACACCAAAACGCUCGUCUCCGAGGCACAAUAUCAAUCAAAAUCAAUGUGCACUGAGUAU
Molecule: messenger RNA, 4518 nt
Organism: Amoebophrya sp. A25
Lineage: Eukaryota; Dinophyceae; Syndiniales; Amoebophryaceae
Source: the annotation of a GenBank genome assembly